Plectropomus leopardus (leopard coralgrouper) is the source of this 1572-nucleotide messenger RNA. RefSeq names its product FAM3 metabolism regulating signaling molecule C (gene fam3c). The record is from RefSeq and is a predicted model, not a curated record. Lineage: Eukaryota; Metazoa; Chordata; Actinopteri; Perciformes; Serranidae.
CUUAGCUGUCAUUACACGAAUCACUGUUAUCGCUUUAUAAAGCGCGAGACAACCGGGGCCAGCGCCGUUACCGUGGCGAUUGAACAGGUUGUUGGCUGUGGAUAAAGUAGCCGGAGCGUCGCAAUGAUGUUCAGGGCUGGCGGUGUUUUGAAGCUAGCAGCGCUCAUCUUUGCAUUCCUCUUGGCUGUUUUUCUGGCUUUUCAGCUGCUGGAGAUCAACCUGGAUUUCAAACUAGGAAGUGUGAUUUCACGAUCUAUGCCGGCGAAUGAAGGCUCGACAAAGCCAGUCAGGUACAAGUGUGGGCUGUCUAAAUCAUGUCCGGUUGGACACUUCGCCUUCAAGAUGGCGAGCGGAGCGGCCAGUGUGGUGGGGCCCAGAAUCUGCCUGGAGGACAAAUUUUUGAUGAGCAGCGUGAAGAACAAUGUUGGGAGAGGCAUCAACAUCGCCCUGGUUAAUGGGAGAACAGGGGAAGUUGUCAAGACAGACUUUUAUGAUAUGUGGGCAGGAGAUGUGGUUCCCCUCAUUAAAUUCCUGAAAGAAAUCGAAGAAGGGACUAUUGUGAUGAUGGCGUCAUUUGAUGAUCCCUCGACAAAACUCAACGAUGAAGCCAGGAAGAUCAUCGCUGAUCUGGGAAGCUCAGCUGUCAGUAAUUUGGGCUUCCGGGAUAACUGGAUCUUUGUCGGAGGAAAAGGCAUCAAGACCAAGAGUCCAUUUGAGCAGCAUAUAAAAAACAGCGCAGACACCAACAAAUUUGACGGAUGGCCCGAGGUUUUGGAGAUGGAAGGCUGCGUCCCACAGAGGCAGGACUGAUCUGAGAUCUCGCUGAACACCCAAACUCCUCAUCCUAAACAACUAUUCCUCCUGACAUUCCUGCCUUCCUGAGACUUCUUGGUAGUUACACUUGUUUGGGCUGAGAAAUGUCUUUUUUUUUUUUUUUUUUACAGCUCUCACUCCCUUGUUUUAAAUUUACAGAGUAAAACAAAAUCUCUCCAGAUGUGAGAGGAAAGAGGAGCCAUUAUGAAGCAGAGCAGGAAGUAGAUUCUCUCACAUUUCCUGUGUUGGACACCAAGACAUAGAUGCUUCUUGGGGCUUGUAAUUGGAAGUAGAAGGUAGAGCGCACUGAUUAAAAGGGACCUUUGAUUAUCGGCAUAUCAAUACACUUUCUAUCUGUACGGCCCGCAGAUUUAAGCUGUGAUUGCACUAUUGCAGUUGGAAAUGGAAGUCAUAGCCCAGAUUUAUUUGGGAAGGGAAAAGUUUCCAUUCCCUGUUUCCUGCCUUAAUCCCAAUUAUCCUUAUUCCUGUUUUGUUUUUUUUAUUAUCAACAUGACUGUGUGAUUCCGUUUGUUCAUUUCAGAGUUUAUUUUGAGAAAAUUAUUAUGAACAGGUUUGGAAGACGCUUCUGAUCCUGAUAUUGUAACCAAAUGUACCAAAUUCACUGUGAAAAUCUGUAAAUAUUUGUUUAGAGGAGGAUUUCAGAAUUCAAAGAUCCUAAUUUAAUGAACAUUGUAUUAAUAUAAUUUCUUAAAUGAUAUUAGUGAUGCGUGUGAGUGGAUUAAAAAGCAUUUUGUUAUA